Nematostella vectensis (starlet sea anemone) is the source of this 1967-nucleotide messenger RNA. Its product is annotated as protein unc-50 homolog. Gene Ontology annotation, cellular component: Golgi membrane. NCBI's taxonomy places the organism in Eukaryota, Metazoa, Cnidaria, Anthozoa, Actiniaria, Edwardsiidae. Bases 141 to 914 code for a protein of 257 amino acids. The record is from RefSeq and is a predicted model, not a curated record. The transcript is spliced from 7 exons.
GUCAACGCAUGCGCAAAACAUGUCUGUUUUGAUGGUGUAUUUAGAAGACGUUAUUUUUUUUGUUAAAAACCCUGUAAACUCGCGUAAUAAGUGACUUUCUUCGAACCGGGAAUGCAAUCUCGUUCGUGUGUAAGCAUAUAAUGCUACCAUUAUCUACAAAUUCGAGUUAUUCGACAGCGAAAUCGCAGCUUUUCCGUACCAUGUCUACUUCAAGGAGGUGGAAGUAUCUGAAACGAAUCCUGAAAUUUAGACAUAUGGACUUCGAGUUUGCGCUAUGGCAAAUGCUAUACCUGUGUGUUUCACCUCAGAAAGUAUAUAGAAACUUCCAUUAUCACAAACAGACAAAAGACCAAUGGGCAAGGGACGACCCUGCUUUUCUUGUUCUCCUCAGCUUUUGGUUAUGUGUUUCCUCUAUUGGUUUUGCGAUAGUGUUAAAGCUACACUUCCUAGGGUUUAUCAAGUUUUUAUUAUGGGUUGUAUUUAUUGACUGCAUUGGGUGUGGUCUCUGUAUAGCAACAGUGUUAUGGAUUGUAACUAAUCGGUACUUGCGGAUACCAUCCACAUAUAACCGGGAACAGGGCGUGGAGUGGGGCUACGCAUUUGAUGUGCACCUGAAUGCGUUCUUCCCUCUGCUUAUCAUUCUCCACGUGGUGCAACUCUUCUGUAUGCAGUUUAUUAUAGACCACCCAUGGUUCAUUUCAAGGUUCAUUGGUAACACACUGUGGCUGAUAGCCCUGGUCUACUACGUCUACAUCACAUUCUUAGGAUACAGCGCUUUGCCAUUCUUAAAGAACACCGUCACUUUGUUGUAUCCACCUGUACUGAUUGUUGGGGUGGUAUAUGUUGUGUCCCUUGCUAUUGGCUGGAAUAUCAGUCAGAGUACCAUGUUCUUCUACCGCUACAGGGUUUUGUAGUAGCAUUCUCUGGUGUAAUGGACAGUGAAUAUUCCCAAGAAAAACAGCAGAGAGUACCUCUAAUGCUCCAGGACUUAAACUGCUACAGGGUGUCGUAGCAGUUUCAUAAGACUGCUACAGAGUGUUGUAACAGUCUCAUUAAGGCCACUUCAGGGUGUUGUAGAUGUCUCAUAUUGGUCUGUUGAUAUUCCUGUGGGGAACCAUUUGUAUUCAAACACCAUCUGAACGCCUUCUGCUAUACUGGAUUUGUGAAUAUUCUCAGGGGAAACAGUAACAAACUUCCAGCCCAAGGCAUAGUAAGCUACAUACAGGGUCAAGUUUGACCAAGAUUGUCAAGUGUUUUCUUACCUAAGGAGGAUAUGCGUCAAAUGUUAAACUCCAAGGUUGAAUUGAGCCAUGGGAGUAAAGAAAAGAUUUUGUAACUUGUACGGGAUCAAAGUGACACUGUACUGUUUAUCACAGACUUUGGACAGGGUAUCAUGUGGAAACAUGGAAACUGACAAAUUUAUUAUGUCCAUUAUAUUGCCCAAGAUGCCAGCAAAGCUUGCCAACCUCUGCCAUAUAAUUAAAAAAAUGCUGAGUGCUGUAUGCUGUGAUGAACAAAAAAAUAUUUUGCAGCUUUCUUGAAGACAUAAAACAGAUAAACAAGAAAGAAGAAUAAAAUAAAGAUAAAGAUAUCAAGACUGGUAAUAAUUAACAAACAACUGCAAAACAGCUUUUUUUGUCACCUCAACAUCAAUUACUCUCUCCAUAUAAACAGAAAUUGUAAUGCUGUUUAUAACCUGUGUGCCAGAGAUUUCAGAUAAAUGAAUGUUUACACUUGCAUUCAGGGGACAAAGUUAAGACAGGAACAUAUUUUUUAGUUUAAUUCUUACUUUGUUUUCUGUAGUCUUACAAAAGAGUCUCCGACAUUGAAUGUUUUACUUAAAAAUAGCAAAGCAGGGGGAUUACAAUAUUCUGUACUUUUCUUUUCUCUGAGUAGCACAUACAUUCCUUCAGUAUAUUGUACUGUACAUGGGUAAAGAAAAAGAAAAAAAUAGAAGUAGAAAAAUA